Molecule: messenger RNA, 291 nt
Organism: Nomascus leucogenys (northern white-cheeked gibbon)
Lineage: Eukaryota; Metazoa; Chordata; Mammalia; Primates; Hylobatidae
Product: putative GED domain-containing protein DNM1P34
Molecular function (GO): GTPase activity; GTP binding
Source: RefSeq, a predicted model, not a curated record
AUGCCUUUGUGUUCUCCAUGGCAGGACAGCAAGGCCGAGGAGAAUGGCUCCGACAUCUUCAUGCACUCCAUGGUCCCACAGCUGGAGCGGCAAAUGGAGACCACCCAGAGCCUGGUGGACUCCUAUGUGGCCAUUGUCAACAAGACAUGGGACCUCAUGGUUGGUCUCAUGCCCAAGACCAUCAUGCACCUCAUGAUCGACAGUACCAAGGAGUUCAUCUUCUCGGAGCUGCUGGCCAACCUGUACUUGCAUGGGGACAAGAACAUGCUGAUGGAGGCACAGCAGUCAUGA